CACUCACUGAGACAGGGUGUUUUCUCUCCUCUAUAUUCAGUGCUUUUUUUUUUCCUUUUCAGUUCAUGCUGUCUCCUCAGCAUGUUUUGGCACAGCCAGCCAGGUCAUGAUAGAGCUCCAGAAUCACUGUAAGGCUCUCAGAAGGGGACUGUUGAAUUUGACGGAUCAGAGUGAGAAGGGGAAUCAGUGCCUGAGGAGAGAAGAUUCCAAGUCAGAGGCAGCUACAACCACCUCCAAAAUGAAGAAUUUAACUUUGUGAUGCCUGCCUGGAAACACUUUUAACCCUUAUCCUUCCUACUGCUUUUGUAUUACAUUAAAUAGGACUACUUUGACUACUGUAAAAGUAUUGCUACUUUCAAGACGGUUAUGUUCAGCCAGCGAAACAUGUCUACAAAUUCAACGAUUGACCACUGCAAAGCACCCACUAAUGUCACAUACCAAAUCCUCUCCUGGGUGAUGGCUGGAGAGUUCGUGCUGGGUCUGCCGCUCAACCUGUCGGUCCUCUACAUCUUCAUCUUCAGGUUCAAAUUCUGGAAGAACAAAAGUGUCUUCCUGUUCAAUAUUGUGGUUGCUGACUUCUUGCUGGUGGCGUGUCUUCCUGCCAAGGUCUACCAUUACUAUCAUGGCCAGAGACGCAGCCCGAAUAAAGUGCUGUGCAAGACAAUGCUGUUUAUGCUGUUUCUCAACCGAGGGGCCAGCAUCGCCUUCCUCAUCACCCUCUCCCUCGACCGCUACUUCAACGUGGUACAUCUUGGGAGGAAGAAUUUUGUCAAGGUGCUGAAGAAAAGUCCUCAGAUCUCCAUCAUCAUAUGGCUCCUCUUGCUGCCCCUGACGAUCCCCACUAUGGUUAACACCUUUGAGUGUUGCAACAGCCACGGCCGCAAAGUCGAGACUUUUUCUCAUGAUGUGACAGACACCUUCAGAGAGGUGGUCUACUUCACCCAGAUCAUCAUCCCCUUCAUUAUCCUCAUCUACUGCACGGUGCGCAUCGUCCACCGGCUGAGGAGGAAGACAGUCGGGGAAAAGACAAAACUGAGGAGAGCUGUGUGCGUGGUCAUGUCUGUUGUCGUUGUCUUCUCCAUCUGUUUCCUGCCCAGCACCAUAGCCAGAGCGGUGCUGCUGGGUGUCAGGCUGAAGGAAAUGCAGACCACAGAAGACGUUGUGGUGCAGGUCUACGACAGCCUCAUGGUUUUGUCUUAUAUUGACUGCCUGCUGGACCCGCUGGUCUACUGCUUCUGCCACUCAGGGUUUAAAGAUGCUUACGUAUCCGUCUUCUGUCCCUCGUGUCUUCAGAAGAAACUGAAAAAUACUGACUUUGGUUUAGGAACGACAACAACGACGACGCUUUCUAAUUCUGGAGGCAGAAAAAUUUCGAUGCCGAUAUUAGAGACAUGAUUGGUCCACCCACACAGGUGCUUUCAGCUAACCUGAAAGAUUAGACUUUUCUCUGAAAGUGUUGACUGGAGUCCGCCCAUUGCCCCGCCUCCACCACAGAGUAACUCAUCUGUGGUUUUAACCAUCAUCUGAUCAAAAAAGCACUGAUAUAAAUGCAACUUGUGCUCAUGCUGGAGCUGUUUGUUUUUUUUGGGCGCAGAUGUUCCACUCUGUAUGCAUGCAUGCUUCUUUAUGUGUCAUCUGCUGAAAUAUUUCGCAUUGUAAUUCCCUUAAGUUUUUAAUAUCCUUCUAUUAGAGUUAGAGAGACUGUCUUUCAAACAUUUCAAGAACAAGUCAUUGCGAGUUAAAGUUUAAUGCUUUCGAUUGUUCACUGCACAUAAAUAACAGAAGAUAGGCGCAACAAAACAAAGUAGUCAGAGAACAAGUCAGGGAGGUGCCAGUCAAGACUGAAUAGAUGUAUAUACAGUCCUGUGGAAAUGGUUGGUCGGGGCUAGAACAUUAACAGGGACUAGAAGUAGGAAUCUCCACGCACCUCACAAUUCUGUUCCAAGGAUUCAAUUUAUUUUCCCUGUGUGUCUACUUGCUACUGUUAAAACAUAGUGUAUUUGUAAUGCUCCAUUAUUACAUUUAAACAGAUGAAUUUACUUACAAUAUCUUUUAUCAAUACAAGAUAAUGCAGCUUGUAUUAAGCUGUAGUAAUACUGCUUUUAAGCCAGACUGUGCCGGACGUAUUGUAUCCAUCUGCGGUUGCUCAAGCUCAGUCCUUCUGACCAAACCUAAAGAACUAGCCUAGCUGUGAACGCAAACACAACGCACUUGUUUUAUGUCUAUUACUAUUCACCGGCCAUUUGGUUUAGUCAGAAGGAUGGCACAGCCAGGCCUUACAAAAUUGUUACAGGUGAUCAUAAUGCCAAGCGUUGGGUUUUAAAUUUCCGGUUAUUGACUUUCCUGCACUGAGACUUGCAAUAAGGACACAAAAUGAGUAGCAUCCGCUUGUAAAAUGCUAGUAAAAUAUGCCAGUGGUUGCUAGAUUUGCGUCACUCACCAGCCAAAAAUUUGCACCCUGAUUGUGAUGCAUCUAAAUCGGCACCUCCAGCCAUUUAAAAGAGGGUAAGGUGGCAGAGGGAAAGCUGUCUCCAACAAGGAGGUAGAGAUAUGAAGCAAUUGCUGCACAAGUGCAUGUUCGCAGAUUCGUCUCUGCUGUGCUGAGUUCACUGUGUUGAGCUUCUGGUAGUUGCCGCCUGGAUUAGGCCGAUCAGAUAGAGGGCAUCACAGAGGCAGAAAGGAGACAAGAUGGAGGAGAUGAUAAUGUUGGUGUCUGAAUACCUGGAGUUACGGUGCUAGAAACUUGUAAGGAUAACCAGAAGAAAAACUGGGCCUGGGUUAGCAUUUGCACCAAACGUCAGGUGACUGGUAAAUUGUCCAAAUUGUCCCCCCCACACCCCUAGCAGGGACAUGUAAAAUAUUGAAAUACUGUCUGACUGGUCCACUCAUACAGUAUGGCUUCAUAUUAUGCGUCUGCUGCCUGAUUUAAUGUAAAAUGUAAUUUGCAAAAUCAUUUAUAAGGGUGUAACACAAUGAGCUAGAUGUAAAUUUACUUUUCAGCUGCAUGCUUUAAAUACUACAACUUAAAUAUAUAUUUUUAUAUCAUUUUUUACUUUAAUGUAUUUAGGCAUUUUAAAUUAUUUGGAUUUCAUUUAAACCAGGUGUUCAGAUGAUACAGCAUUUCCUUUGUGAUUAAAUUUUACUGCGUAUGAUGGCUGCUGCAACAACUGCAAAGUAGUACAGUACAGUAUAGACUGUACAGUGUUUGCAGAGCUCUCAUUCAUCACUCAGGAAACGCUAUAUCUCUAAGUUUAUCACCAGUACCUCAAACCAGUUGUACCUGUCCUCACUGUGAGACAUAUUGUGAACUUCAAACUGUUUUCUACCAUUAAUCAAAGAUGUAUAUAAACAUUUCAAUACCUCACAGUUGCUUCUUGCAGUUUUUGGAAGGCAUUUUGUUUUAGGGUUGUAUUCAUACUUCCCACCUACAAAUGUUGUGUAACUAAUUAUUCAUGUUGCUGCCUCUUAUAACGAGAGUAAACUGGCGUGUGUACAUUCUGGUGUUUAAAGGAGGUUAAAAAAUGAUGUCCAACAGUGUGGACUGCAGAAACCUGGGAGGAAACUGUCCUCAUUCACACUGUAAACAAUUCUGCAACAUUGAUUAUCAAAAUUGAAUCAUUUGUAUAAGACUCAACUACUAACUGCAGGUCUCUGUAUAUUGUUGCUGUAAAUAAACAGAGCACAGAUGAUACGGUUAC
Messenger RNA from Epinephelus lanceolatus (giant grouper), 3698 nucleotides. Its product is annotated as 12-(S)-hydroxy-5,8,10,14-eicosatetraenoic acid receptor-like. Lineage: Eukaryota; Metazoa; Chordata; Actinopteri; Perciformes; Serranidae. Gene Ontology annotation, cellular component: membrane. Gene Ontology annotation, biological process: G protein-coupled receptor signaling pathway. The record is from RefSeq and is a predicted model, not a curated record. Gene Ontology annotation, molecular function: G protein-coupled receptor activity.